AGAUAUACUUCCUUCGUUUGUUUUCAGGCGGGUUGAAUCAGUGUGCGGCUGCUCGCGGCAAAAAACAAAACUCUGAUGUCUGUGUAUAGUAUGUUAUUUACACACUUUCUAAUUGCUUGUUGUUUUGCAGCAUAACAAAAUGUAGAUGCAAAACUGUUGAUGCAGUAACGUUAGCGAUCUGUGCAUGUUUGUGUAUCGUGAGUUUUAAUUUUCCCUCUGACUGAUCGAUCUACAGAAUGGACCGACCACCCAGAAGCAGAAAAUCUGUUAACUACUCAGACUUCCAAGAUGAUGACGAUGAGGAUUUUGCUUCUGCAAAACCUCCUUCCAAAAAAGCUCGAACAGCCGGCAAAGACCCGGAUUCUGAGAGAAACCAAAAAAAUUCAAGUGCAUCUUCAAGUGAAGUUGUUGAUCUUACAAGCUCAGGACACGGGAAGAGGGUGUCUUUGGAAGAUAAACUAUAUGAAAGAGAUUUAGAGGCAGCGUUAACACUGUCAUUGCUGGAUCGUUCAGGAACAGAAGAGAGAGAAUGUACCACCAAAACAGAGGCUCAUGAAAGAUCUGAAUCUCCACCUCCUGUUCUUACACACUGCAAUGCUGAUGAGCAGCAACAUCGUCCAGAUUCUCCUCCUGUGCUGUCCAAUUGUAGCGUUGAUGGCAACAGUUUAGGGCUGAAUUUGAUCAUCGAUUUGAAGACGUCCCCUCCCAGUGUUUCUAAAAAGAGGAAAGUGUCAGAGCAGAAAAGAAACCCGCUGAAGGAGAAAGACAAUGACAAAGAUGAAGACUAUGAUCCACAAAAUACACCAGAUUCUGAGAGCGAUGCUAACUUUACUGAGGAAGAAGAAGAAAGUGAGGAUGAGACGUUCACAGUGACAAAGAAGACAAAUGUAAAGAAAAUGGGACAAAAAAAUGAAAAAAAGACCACACAGGCUGCAAAACCAAAGAAGGAGAAGAAAGAGAAAACACCAGCAAAAGCCUCAAAAGUUAAAAACUCAGCCCCAACCCCAGUAAUCAGUCGGAGUCCAGCUGCGUCUGUGUCUGUACUGAAGACACCCACAACUCCACCUCUCUCUAAACCUGCACUUUGCUCCAGUCCUGCAGGGGGCAGACUACCAAAGUGGAAUCCUCCUGGUCUGGUUGGCAGGAGUCCCAGUGCAUCCCAAAAUGCAUCUGUAAAGUCUCCAGGGCAGGGCCUGCGUUUAGGACUUUCCCGAUUGGCCCGAAUCAAACCCCUGCACUCGAAUGCCGCUGCUCAUUGAACAGGUUUUAAAGUAACAUUGUACACAAAAAAGGUUUUUGAGGAUUAUUUGCGCUGGAAAAUAUUAGCAAAAAUGUUUUUAAAAAGCCAUUUUCAUUUUUGCUGAAAAUUGUCCUCUUUUAAACCCUUUCAUUACUUUUUAAGUAGUUAAUAAAUUAUUUGUUGUGAUUUUUACUAUUUUUAAAUGUCUUGGUCUUUCAGCAUUGCAUUGUAAAUAUGUACUUUUUUGACAAACAUUAAAAUCAUGCAAUAUGGA
Misgurnus anguillicaudatus (oriental weatherfish) is the source of this 1514-nucleotide messenger RNA. The record is from RefSeq and is a predicted model, not a curated record. NCBI's taxonomy places the organism in Eukaryota, Metazoa, Chordata, Actinopteri, Cypriniformes, Cobitidae.